AUGGCGCUUGACGAGCGGCGGAAAAGCUCCGAGGAGAUCAGGCUGGUCGAAGAGACGGGCGACAGCUUGGCGGCUGCCAAGGACCUCGACUCAGAGUGCUCGCCAGGGGACGGGGAGGACGACAGGGAACGCUUUGUUGAGAGAGACGGCCUCUCGUGGCUCGGCGUGGCCAGAGUUGUCGUAUCUGUUGCGGUAUAUCUAUCCGUCGGUCCGGCGCUCAUUCUGGUCAAUCGCCACCUGCUGAAAGUCGUCGGCUUCGAUUUCCCGAUGAUGCUCAGCGGGCUCGGGCUGGUGGGGGCCUCGCUCACUGCCGUGAUCCUGGUCAAUGUGCUCCGGGUCGUCGAGCCAUCCCACCGAAGUAUGCUCACACCCCGCUUCGUCGCGACCAACCUACUCCCAAUCGGGGCUGCGAUGGCGGCGACCUUGGCGGCGGGGAACGCGGUCUACUUGUACCUCCCGGUGGGCUUCAUCCAAAUGCUCAAAUCGUUCACGCCGACCGUCACCCUGGCGAUGCUCUGCUUACUCCGCAUCGAAUUUCCGUCCCCGCUCGUCUCGAUGACGGUGCUGGGUAUGUGCGGGGGAACCGCGGCGGCCUCCUAUGGCGCGCCCGCCUUUGAUUUGACAGGGCUCUGCAUCAUGCUCUCCGCCGAGGCGUCCGAGGCGUUGCGCCUCGUGCUGACGCAGAAGCUCCUUCAGAACCACAGCUUUGGGGUGGUCGAGGGUCAGUACUACAUGGCACCCAUCAGUGGGGUGUGGCUCUUCGCCUCUGCCGCAGUUUUCGAGCUCCCGCGUGCACUAUCCACCAACGCACUGGCGAUGCCACUCGCCAACCCAUGGCCUUUCCUACUCUCAAUGGCGCUUGGUGCUGGAGUAAACUACUGCGCUGCAGCGGUCAUCAAGCUGACCAACUCAGUCACGCUCAAGGUGCUCUCGACGGCGCGCAAUGCGUCGCUCGUUCUCGUCUCUGCCGCUGCCCUCAACGAGGAGGUGAGCCGGAUAGAGCUCCUUGGCUACUCGAUCACGCUGAUAAGUUUUGGCAUGUACCAGUAUUUUCGUGCGAGGGGCGCCUGA
Messenger RNA from Emiliania huxleyi CCMP1516, 1071 nucleotides. RefSeq lists its product as hypothetical. Gene Ontology annotation, cellular component: trans-Golgi network; endosome; Golgi apparatus. NCBI's taxonomy places the organism in Eukaryota, Haptophyta, Isochrysidales, Noelaerhabdaceae. The transcript has a single exon. Gene Ontology annotation, molecular function: antiporter activity. The record is from RefSeq and is a predicted model, not a curated record. The coding region runs from base 1 to 1071 and encodes 356 amino acids.